Paraglomus brasilianum is the source of this 579-nucleotide messenger RNA. The record is from the annotation of a GenBank genome assembly. Lineage: Eukaryota; Fungi; Glomeromycota; Glomeromycetes; Paraglomerales; Paraglomeraceae.
AUGGAUGUGGUUGCAAAUGUCUGCGAACUCACUACAAAGUACAAACAAACAAAUUUUACGUUGGAAUUAUUAUGGAAACAUGGGAAAAAGCCUAUGGGACGUUCUUCAGAUAUUUCUGGAAACAGUCAUAAAGUGGUUAAAGAAAACGAAUGCGAAGAAGAAGAUUUUAGUCGGCUAGCAGUGAAAAUUAAGAUAAGUCCAGAAGAGUUCUUUAUUUCUUCUUUUCUGAAGUUGCCAGGAUGUGUUCCAAUUGAUGUCCGUGCAAGUUUCAACAAAUUAUAUUCACGAUCUGAAGUGCAAAAGGGAAGCUCACUCAAGUUUUACUUAAAAAUGUGUGAUCUUGGAGGCAAAAUUGAUAUGCCAAUAAACCGUAUGCGGGAUUAUUACAAAACAGUAAAAGAAAAUGAUUCCAUAGAAUCUGCAAAACAUAUGCGCGAGGUGGCAGAAUACUGUAUUAUUGAUGCUCUACGAUGUCAACAGCUUAUGGUUAAGCGUAAUGUGAUAAACGACAAUAAAGAAGUUGCAUCAAUUGCUUAUGUUUCUCUAUUCGAUGCCCAUUAUCGUGCGAAUGGAAUGAGG